AUGUAUUUUGGCUCUAGUCCUUCCUAUAUGAAAAAAGAAAGCUCCCAAAGUCCAUUCUGGGGCUUUCAUUUUACUGGAAGAAAAGAAAGAAAGGAGAGCCAACGGAGAUACAAAUUAGGGGCUACAGGUAGACGGGUGAGAAGUAUAGAGAAAGGAAGAGAGCAGAAGGGCUUUCCCUUUGCAAUCUGGGUGGGUGGGGGCAGACAGGGCUCAGGGAGUAAUCACGACAGUGUCACACAGCUCUGUGGGCUGCACAGUUUCUGUCCCACUUUACUUUCCUUGUUGGUGCCUUCAGAGCAAUAUUGA
Messenger RNA from Pipistrellus nathusii (Nathusius's pipistrelle), 306 nucleotides. The record is from the annotation of a GenBank genome assembly. NCBI's taxonomy places the organism in Eukaryota, Metazoa, Chordata, Mammalia, Chiroptera, Vespertilionidae.